Scophthalmus maximus (turbot) is the source of this 3288-nucleotide messenger RNA. RefSeq names its product transmembrane protein 205. Bases 326 to 892 code for a protein of 188 amino acids. Lineage: Eukaryota; Metazoa; Chordata; Actinopteri; Pleuronectiformes; Scophthalmidae. The record is from RefSeq and is a predicted model, not a curated record. The transcript has 4 exons.
CCACGCCGAAGGGGCGGUGUUACCAGAAGGUUGUGAGGGGAACCAGUGGGCUCUGUCCGGAGCACAUCCUGACACGCCCCCUCCCCUCUGACUGACACCGUGAGUGGAGCUAGCAGCCUAGCCGCUGUCAGCAGGUUCGGCAGGUUCACUUGUCACAUGCAUCUGCAACAACCUGGAGAGUCGGAUCCUUCUGAAACACACAGGGGCUCUGAGGGACGGGCGGACAGCAGCACUGGGCUUCCCUUCACCGUGCCGUUGCUACAGUCUGAGUCCUGACCUCACCUGACCUGACCGGGGGCGAGACUGAAGAGGCCGAGGAGGAACCAUGUCCACCGACCAGGAGCCGACGUUCACAGUCAAGCUGCUGCAGCUGCUGCUGCUCUCCACCUACUGGGGAAUGCAGAUCUGGGUCACCUUCAUUUCAAGCUUUGUGAUGGACAACCACCUGAGCAGACACACGUACGGGUUUAUUCAGAGCCGUCUUGUCCCGUUCUACCUCCACCUGGGUUCAGCCUGUGCCUUCUUCAACCUUUCCAUCUACGCCGUGUAUCACCCCAGCGACAUGCUGGACGACAGAGAAGCCUUUCAGAUCUUCAUCUUCUUUGUGUCAGUGACGGUUGCGGCCGUCAACGCUCAGUGGUUUGGCCAGAUGACAUCGGAGAUCAUGGCAGACAUGCACCUCAUCGAGCAGGCGUGCGGACUGGGUCAGGAUAUCGGUCUGACGUCGAACCGCGAAGCUUACGCCAAGCUGAGCGAGACGGACGUCAAAUACAGACACCUCUGCAGUCGCCUGUGGCUGUACAGACUGCUGUCCUCCCUCUGCAACCUCUGCUGCAUAGGCUGCAGUUUCUGCAGUCUGUGGUACAUGGCCGAGAACCUCGUCACUCUGUAAAACUGACACACAGCAGCUGGACUGUGAAAGUGCUAAAAAAAAAAAAAAAAGAAGAAAAAAAGAAAGCCAGUCCCUUACGAAUCUAGAAACUUUUUGUAUUAAAGCAGUAAGUUAUAUAUUGAAGAUGUGAGGUCUAAGCCCUGAUGUUCUUUUAUCUUGAGGAAUAUUGAAAGGAUAUAGUCCCAUGCAUAUAUUUCAGACACAGCUUUUUGGAUGUUUUGACACAGUCGUGGUCAGUGAGGCAGAAAGUCCUCUCUUAAAUGUGGGCAGACAAAUCAGUUCCUGCAAUGUGACUCAUCUUUCAGCUAGUGUGGCUGAGGCACGGUGACUGCCUCAUGCCGGUGUCUUGUUUUUAUUAUUAUUAUUAUUUUUUCACAGUUGCCUUGACCAUAUGGUACCUUUAUAGGGAUCUAAAACAAGAUCUUUGACCUUUCAAUAUCAGAGACAAUACGCAGACAAUGACCUCAUACACGGCACAGAUUUUAAUUCUAAGCAACAGAGAGGUAUGUUUUUGUAAGGAGGCUGCUCCCACGCUGCACCGUCCUGCUCUCCCUGUUUGGGUGGAGUUUUAUCCCCUUGUUCACAGUGUAGUGUCACAGGUUUAUCUGGCUUCCCCGACCUGUGGGUUUGCACUUCUGCACCUCCUUUCAGAGUCAAAAGUUGUGCUAUCUUUGUCUCUCCUGGCUGAGUUAGCGGAGAAAGCAUCGUGAAGCCAGACACUUUUUUCAGCCCUGUGCUUCUACUAGAUAUGACUUGGGAUAACACGCGCGCGCACACACACACACACAGGAGUUCAGGGAUGGCUUCAUGGUAAUAAUAAUUUUAAUCAAAACAUUGCUACAGCAACAGCCAAAGAAGAUUCCAUUAAGUGGUCAUCCCAUGGUGCAGAGAUCUAUGUUCCUAGCCUAGUUAUUUUAAUGUUAGCUGCAGUGAUACAGACUUGCAGCUGAACCAGGCCUGUAUUCGCUGAGACAGUUGACCCUGUCAUCCUGUGGCCACAAGCAGCAGCUGUAAUACGUAUGAACAACGUAUUAAUAAAUAAAUAGAAUUAUACACCGAUCAGCCUUGACAUUGAAACCACCUGCCUAAAACUGCAGGUGGGGGGUCCUGUGGUGUCGGGACCUUGUUUUUUGUGUGGCUGGGGGCCUCCAAGGAUCUGACUCCUUCUCGUAUCCUACAUGCUUGGUCGGAUUGGGAUCUGGGCCAUCAAGAGUUUGGAGGCCGAGGCGAAGCCUUGGGCUUUUUUUUCAGAUUCUUCCAAGUGCUCCCCUCUGAGCAGUUUGUGCAGUGUGCUGCAGCAUGUUGUCCUGCUGGGUGAGGCUGCUGCCAGCUAUGGCGGGGUUCUGCAACAAUGUUUAGGUGGCUGGUUGACACCCAGAUGAAUGCUUCGACCUGAGCUUGCCCAGCAGAAAAUUGCAUCAUUACGUAUAUUCUCAAUGGUUGUAAUUUUGUGGCUUUUGUACAUCGAUCCUGUUUGCUACUGUCAGAGCUCAGCCUUCCUCUGUGGUUGAACCGAACACAGGAGUGUAUAAACAAAACAAAAAAAAUCCCAGCACUCUUAUUUGAAGACCUGAAUUUCAUCCCAGCACUCAACACUCUUGCACUUGACAUCCCAGGAUGUUCUCCACACACGCUGCCACCUUUCCCCUUUCAAAAUCACUGGUCAAUUGUAUAUAUGAAGUCAAGUAUAUAUAUAUACCUCCAUCCACUGUACAUAGUGGACAACAAAAUGCAGCCAUGAUUCGAAUUGAAGUCAAAUAGUUUUUUAGUUAAAAUGCACUUGCAGCACAGUUCUCAGGUUUCCAGGCUUUUUUUUGUGCGCCACUUUACAGUGUUGUUGAAUCUGCUAUGUUCUGUUGCCUUAUUGCACGUUGAGAGCAUGUAAACUAACCCCUCCCUGCUAUGACGACACCUCUUUGUUGUAACUUCUUAGAUGAAACUCUUGGAACCAAAGUAGAACAUACCAUCAUCAGUAGCACUGCUGUAAUCAGGGAGGCGUAUGGAUCCUUUGGAGUCGUUUGUUCUGACUGGACUAAUAAAGGUGCUUAUGAUGUGCCUUUGACUGGCAAAAACAAUGCAAUAUUAUUAAAGGUUGUUUAGAAUUCUAGACAGUUUGUCCAUGGUGUUGCCUGUUAGCUCGGUUAAUUUAAAUUAAUAUUAAGUUUGAAUGCAAGUUCUCCGUGUAAGCAUAUAAGCUCCAUGUGAAUAUGACAUUUUAGCAGACAUUCUUAAGUUUGUGUUUCUCGAUGAUGUUUAAGAUAAUUUGUUUUAACUGUUAUUGCCUGAGGGCCACUGAGAUAAAUAUAAACAGCUUAUGGGUGUGGGUUUGUAUCAAAAAUGUACAGAUUGACGUGUAUAGUCUUUUUGUUUUUGCAUUAAAAAGUGUUCUCUCUUAA